Rhinocladiella mackenziei CBS 650.93 is the source of this 915-nucleotide messenger RNA. RefSeq lists its product as uncharacterized. Bases 1 to 915 code for a protein of 304 amino acids. The transcript is spliced from 2 exons. Lineage: Eukaryota; Fungi; Ascomycota; Eurotiomycetes; Chaetothyriales; Herpotrichiellaceae. The record is from RefSeq and is a predicted model, not a curated record.
AUGUCUCAUGUUGUAGUGCUGCAAGUGAUGAGCAUGGCGGACCCGAUCUCCAUCAUCGGAGCGGUCAUUGCCACCAUUGGUGCCAUCGAGCGGACCAGCAAGUUCAUCGACGGGAUGGUGGGCGCGCCGGAAUCCAUCAAAGACGCUCUGAAUUCCAAGGGGGUGUUCAGCUUCUGCAAAAAGACGACCAUGAACGCCAGUUCAGGUCGUCACGUUACCAAGAUCGACCAACGCAUGAAGGAGAUGCAGAUCAAGUUGGGAAUCGACAACGUAUCGAGGGCCGACUCUGACUACGCCGGCUCGGAAGACACCGACUACCGAUGUACCGUCCGGACCAAAGAAUGGGUGAUGGCAGACGAGACAAUUGUGGAAGAAGAUGACGAUUCAGUAAUCACGGAUGAUCUCGAUCAUGAUCCAAACGUCGUUGUGGAUUCUAUGGAGCAGAGACACCACCUUCAAGAAGUAACGAGAGCCCAGCGUGUUUGCCAUUCAGCAUCAGUUUCUCCAGGAAUCUCCGCCGAGCGCGUCGACGCCUCAUCAAUGUGGUCCGCCCAGCGCCAUGAGUCGGAGUCUGAUUGGAGCGAGGAUCCAAUGCCCCCUGAUUUGAGACGCUUGUCUAUGUCUGGGAUAAUGAUACAGAUGGACAAUUUCAGAGGGCCACACCAGGAUACAGUGUCUUCCCAAUACAGCGAUAGCCCUGACAACGUAAUGGAAGCCACCGACAUGCGCCCCAGAGGUUUUGGCACAAGCGCAGACUCACCCAGAGAUGACGGACCGCUUUCUUUUGGAAUGACUGUUACGGGACGUUUGGGCAUUGGCUCCGAUUUAUCCCAAAGGGAAACAGCCCAGGUCAAUGCUCCCGUGCUGGCAGGCCCGACAUUUCCUGCUUUCCCGCUAGUUCGCGCGAGAGGGUAG